This is a messenger RNA of Colletotrichum higginsianum IMI 349063, 6321 nucleotides long. Its product is annotated as Myosin class II heavy chain. Lineage: Eukaryota; Fungi; Ascomycota; Sordariomycetes; Glomerellales; Glomerellaceae. The transcript has 2 exons. Gene Ontology annotation, cellular component: cytoskeleton. The record is from RefSeq and is a predicted model, not a curated record. The coding region runs from base 1 to 6321 and encodes 2106 amino acids.
AUGGAGAGCCCCGAGCUCCCAGAGGCCGACUUGGUCCGCGACCUCCCAGACCUCCCUGCCAUCCCCACAACGCCCAGAAGGAGCGCGAGUGCUACACAUGGCGAGUCCAUAAAGGCUCCCAUCACGCCGAUGCGAAGUGUCUCGGCAAGAGUUCCCGCCAAAGAGCCGAGCAUGACACCGCGGCUGAAGAAGAAGGUUCCGUGGAAGGGCAAGAAUAUCAUGGUUCUGCUUCCCAAAGACGAUGAGCGCGGACGCCCCGGACAAGCGCCCAAGCCCCUGAACCAGACCGAGAUUGAAGGCAUGUUCAAAUCGUGGCAGGAGCUUGGCUACGACAUCAGCGGCUUCGACCUGGACGUGGCAGAAGGUACAUACCAGGCUCCCACGGGGUACUCCCAGAGCCGAAACGCCUGGCCCGACUUCGACGAAGUUGCUAGGGAGCGUGCGGAACACACCUACAAGGUCACAUUGCCUGACUUGAACGCCUGGAAAAAUUACGUCAAUGAACUCAACGAAGCCAAAUUGCGAGCUCUCGGAGUGUCGUUUGGCGACGACGACCCCCCAGCACCGUCGAUAUCGCCCGCGGCAUCGCAGCCUAGCCGACAGGCGUCGGCGCAAUAUCCGCCUCUGCCUUUCUCUCCGCCCAUGCCUACGUCCUCGGCCUCGAGCAACCAUGUUCAAGGAUACCCUUUCCCGUCGCAGUUCAUUCCCGGCGGACGUUCCUCUGCAGGCCAAAGCCCGAGUAUGGCUUCCCCCGUUGGUUUCGGAAGCCAUCCGGCCAAGUACAAUGCCCGACAGUCGAUCUCGGUUCCAAUGGGUCACUCGCCCUUCCAAAUGGCAAACCAGCCUUCGCCAUUGGGCUGGCCCUCGCAGCACAGAACCGAUUCGCCUUCGUUGCUCAACGGAGUUCUAUCUCCCGUUUCGCCCUUCACCCCCGAGGGUUUCGCGCCGACCGGCAGCCCUGCGUUCAACGCACAUCAGCGCCAUCAGUCUCUGCAGUACCCCAUGAUGCCCCACCAGUUCAUGCAGCAACAGCAACCUGCGCGGGCAUCCCCACGCCUGCAGGAGGUGCGAGAAGAUGAGGAGGAAGUGGCCGAGGAAGCCCCCGCAAAGCCAUUGGAGUCCGCGCAGGUCAACGACGAUGACCUUCAGGCCGAGAUCGAUGAGGCCGAAUACCACUUGGAGGAGCAGAUGCGCAAUGAGUUAGAGCACGAGGACUACAGCCCGCACAACGAGGAGGCCGCCGCGGAGCAACUUGAGGACUUCUCCCAGCAGCAGACUCUGUCGCAUGUGAGAGACGCCUCCGUCCAGUUCCAGGCGGCACACCCGCCGUUGCAACAACAGCAAUUUGUUCAGCAACCCGGUGACGGUCCCGUUCUCCACCACCCGCGGCCUCACAGCCGUGGCCACUCACUGUCGCAGAACUUCUUUUCCCACCACGACGAGACGCGGCCUCGUGGCGACAGCUUGGCCGGAUGGCACGAGGUCGAUCCCAACCGAAUUGACGAGGCGGCAGAGAUCGAGACCAACCCUAGCAAUCUCGGCACGCCCGUGCAGGAUUUCAGCCUCACGACGCUCUUGCAGCAGCACCAGCGAUCGUUCUCCACGGCUAGCAACCCUUGGCAUGACGUCUCGUCGUCCAUGUCGAGCAACUCCGGCAUGCCGAGGAGACCCAGCCAUGCCAGCAAGCCAUCGCUGUCGAAACUCAACGUCAAGGCCCCCGAAUUCAAGUUCAACCCGGGCCACGAGUCGAAGUCCAGCUUCACCUUUGGAAGCGGCAGCAACAGCUUUCAGCCAUCUGUGUUCCAGGCGGGAGGCGGAUCCUUUGCAUCGUCUUCUGUUGUUUCACCGUCGGCAAACUCUUUUGGUGCACAGUCCAUCUCGUCCAAGAUCAAUGCCGCCGCCCCUGUCUUCUCUCCCGGCCAGAGCGACUUUAGCUUUUCUGCCUCUGGUCCGAAAUUCCGACCGGAUGCACCCGCCUUCACACCCUUUGGGAACGUUUCGGACUCCGUUACCAGCCCUGUGUCGGGCAGCGAAAGCGCUGGAAACCGCACCAGCUCCAUCUUCGGCAACAUCGAUCUGAGUCUGUCCGACGUUGUCAAGCCUCCCAAGAAGAACAAGGCGAUCCCCAUUGUCCCUCCGAGCAGCAGCAAUAAUAACAAGAAUGACGAAUCUCAAGACGAUCUCCCGGAUGACGCAGAUGGUCGCCUGAUCGACGAGUCCCGUAUCAAGAGAGCCAAGGCCACGAGAGGGGAUGGCGACGAUGUUCCUCUCUUUGCUGAACCAUCGCCUGAGCCCACCGCGAUGCAGUCUCUCCAACCUGUAGCAAAACGAGAGGAUCAAGAUGCUUCAGAGCACAGGUCGGGCGACGAGCAGGCUUUCACGCCAGCAGACACGACCAUGUCUUCCACGGUUGCUUCGGAGCAUCCUACCGAUUCCAAGGCUGUCACAGCGACCAGCCCCUCGGAUACUUCCCCUGACCAACAGCAACUGAAUUGGGCACCUUUCGAGUUUGAGUCAAAGGCGGAACUUCAGGACUUCAAUGACGCUGUGCCCUUUGGCAUCGACACCUACAAGAAGGGCCACAACAAGUCAUUGUCCGCCACCGCCAGGGCAUUCAUCCCCGGCGGCGGUUGGUCUGCGGCUGCCCCCGAGGCAGAGACGGAGGAGGACGAAGAGGACGAACGCGAUAGGGAAGACACUAUCGAGCCCGUCCUGCCCAGCACCGAGGCUCCGGCUCAGUCGUCACCUCCGCAUGAACCGUCUCCGAACGCGUCGACAUCUUCCAACUUCGCCGCCCCCAAGGGAUUGGGCGCUUCUCGAUUCGCCAGCCCGCCGAAAACUAAGGGUCUCUCGGCUUCUCGGUUCGCAGCGUCUCCUUCACCUGCUCGUGGACCCGGUGAAGAAGAGCUGGAAGAAGGGGAGAUCCUCGAGGACUAUGUCGUUUCCGAUAGCGAAGAAUACGCCGACGAGACCCAGGCGCACGACUUCUCUGGCAAGCAACCCGCCAAGAACGAGCCGACCUUCGAGGAGAUUGAUGCCAUCAUGAGCCAUCUCAACCAGAAUGACCCGACAUUUGGCGUGAACAAGGCCACUGCCGAGGCUGCCAGAUGGCACCAGCCCAGCCCCAACAGGCAGAUCCAGGUCGCUGGCGUCACCAACCUGUCGCCCUACAAGAUGCAAGCGGGCAGUCAGUACCGCAGCAGGACGUCCAGUCCUGUUCGUCAAUACCACGGCCUCCCGGUCGACAACUCGGCGGUGCCGAGCACAGAACUGGAUGACCCCUUCGUCGACCCCCGGAUGAGCGCGCAGUCAUUCAAUGCCCCCGUCACCCACUUGAACGGCGAAGAGAGCGCUGCGCACAGCGACUGGGAAGGGGCUUUCAGCGACGAGGAGCAGGCCAAGCUGGAGCAGCGCGUCCAGUUCUUCGACGGCCGUGUCAACGAAGCCGUCAGCGAUCUGCUCUCUGCUCGCCUCGGCCCCUUGGAGAAGGCACUUCUCUCCAUCAAGCAAUCCCUCCGGGGCGGCUCUAGGAGAGCAUCCUCUUCUGUCCGUCGCAGCGUUUCUGCAGACAUUCAGCACAGCGAUGCCGACGACGAGGACGAAGAGCCCGUGCCGCGCCGCUCGAUGAGCCCACGCCGCGACAAACGCAUGGAGCAGAUUCGUGCAGCCGUGCUCGACGCUUUUGCGGUACAGCAGCGCAGCACUCCUCCAGUGGCUUCCGCCGCCGCCCCUGCUGCCUCUGAUGACACCGCCAGCACUGCUGUUCUCAAGGCCUUGGAGGAUAUGAGAGAGCAGUUUGGCGCUUCUAUGCGCCUUGACUUCCGCGGCGAGGACCUACGCAACAUUGUCGAAGAAGCCGUCGAGAAGCGCAUGCCGACUCCAUCCCAGCAGUCGGCAGCUGGCCACGCCAAGGACGAGGCGGUCAACAACAAGCUGAGUGAGCUCCAGGCUAAGGUGAUCGAUCUUGAGGAGCGCCUCUACGUCGAGCGAACCCAGACGGAGAGGGAGGUCACCGAUCGCCGCGCUGCCGAAGACCUUGCGGCAGAGCUGGAGAGAAAGCUUCAGGCCGCCGAGACCCGCGUCGAAGUCGAAAUCAUGAACAGGAGCAUUUUCGACAACCGCAUCGGUGACCUCGAGGAGAAGCUCAGGCAUCAGGAGGAGAGAGCUCAGGCAGAGCUCGAUGGCCGCCGCGUCGCCGAAGAUAGGCUCUCCGAGGUCCAGCGCCUUCUCCGCAUUGCUACCGAAGAGGAGAACCGCCUCAGGGAAGAGGUUGAGGAGCGAGACCACAAGCUCAAGGCCUUUGAGCAGGCCGCUUCCGCGCAGACCAUGCGCAUGACCCUCAUGGAAGCCUCGCAGACGAGCGCCAAGCAGGCUCAGACUGAGCUCACCAACAAGAUCAACGCAAUGGAGGACGACCUGCGCGGUGCCCAUCAAGAAGCCAACCGCUGGCGGUCUGAGGCGGAGCGCGCCAUCGAGACUGCCCGCCGACAGCAAAUCGACAUUGAGGAGACCUCCAAUGAGAACAAACAAAUGCAGAAGUUUCUUGACACCCUCGGAACCCAGCUCCAGGAGAACGAGCGCGUCAGGGAAUCCUGGCGUGCCAAGUUUGUCUCCCUUCAGGAAGACAUGGCUCAAGCUGCUCGCGACAUCACGGAAGAGAAUGCUCGUCGCACCAAGCGCGAGCAGGCCCUGCUCGCGCGUCAAGAGGUCUUGGACGCUAAGCUCCAAGCCGAGGCCCGUACGCGUGAGCGUCUUGAGACGGAAAUUGAGCGACUGGAGCAUGGCGAGCGCCAGGGAAUGCGUGCUGUCAGCGAGUGUAAGCGCCUCGAGGGCCUGCUGGGCGAGAUGAAGACCGAGAACCACAAACUUCACCAGUCUGCAAUGCGCUACCAGAGCGAAUUCAAGGAGGCCAGGGAGUCUGGCAUCAACGAGGUCCAGCGAACACGCGUCUCUAUGCAGCGCGAGAUUGACGAAGCCAACCACCACGUCAACGUCGUCCGCGAGGAACUCGAGGAACAGAUUGUCAAGGUCAGAGCCGAGCUCGACCAGGUCAACAUGGACGUCGAGACUGCCAAGGCUCAGUCCGAGAUGAUGAUGGAGGAGGCACAGUCCAGCAAGACUGAGGCGAUCGCCGAGCUGAAGCGGAAACACCAGAACGAGCUUGAGGACUUCCAGACCCGUUGGGAGCGCCAGCUGAGCAACGCCGUCGAGGAUGGCCAGAAGACCGAGCAGCAUCUUCUCGAGCGUCUCAGCCUCUCGACAUCCAAGACGGAGCAUCUGCAAGACCGUAUCGCCCACCUGGAAGAGAAGCUCGAGAUCGCCAAGGAGGCUGCUCGUGCCGCCGCACAAGCCGCCAAGUCCGCAGGUGUCGAGGUACCUGCUCAACCCGCGGCCACCUCCCUGCCCAAGGCUUCCGCAACCGCCGCCGCCGCCGUCGUAUUGCCCAAGGCCAUGGACCUCCCCGAAAAGAUCUCGCCCCAAGCCCUGAGGGAGUCCAUUAUGGUGUUGCAGGAGCAGUUGCAGGCCCGCGAGCAGCGCAUCGAAGAGCUUGAGUCCACCGUCGACAAGCUCGACCCCGAGGCGCCGACGAAGAUUGCCAAGCGCGACGAUGAGAUCACUUGGUUGCGCGAGCUUCUUGCCGUGAGACACGGCGACCUGCAAGACAUCAUCCUCGCAGUCUCGGCUGAGGAUUUUGACAGGGAAACCGUCAAAGACGCUGCCAUUCGUCUCAAGGCUAACCUCCAGAUGGAGGAGCAGGAGCGCGAGCGUGCGAUGAACGGCGGAUCGGCCAUCAACCUGCCCAACAUUGCGCAGUCUCUUCGUGAGGCUGCUUCGCCCCGCGUUGCCCAAGCUGUCGGCCCCCUGGCUGCAGCGUGGGGUAACUGGCGAAAGUCCCAGCAGCCCAUCUUCGCGUCGGGCGGACGAAGUGGUCGGCCCUCGACGGCACGAUCUGCUUUCGGCAGCAACCACACUCCCUCCAGGUCCACGGCUUCGGCAUCCUUCAGCAACAACUCGAAUGGGCUGAUGACGCCACCCGCCUCCGGCCUUCGCCAGACCCUUCCUUCGAGCACGGAGGAACCCCAGCCGACGGCUUUCCAGACUACCGGCCGUCGGUACACGGCUCAGCAACUUCAGAACAGAACUCGAGGACCGUCAUUCACCGACGUGCCCUCGGAGCCUAUGCCCCUGAAGAGCCCACCUGCCCGCCGGCCAUCGAGUCGCUCCCAUCAACCUAUGACGCCCCCGAUGAUGCGGCCAAGCGCAUACGACUCGGACGCUCACCCGGGCGACUUUGACGACACAGACUUCUUUGAAGAUUAA